AUGGUUGUUGGGAAAUGGUGGUGGAGAUGGAGGUGGGGUGAUAGUGUAGGCGGUGGUUGUUGUCCAAUGGUGGUGGAAGGUGGGGUGGUGGUUGUGGGCAGUGGUGGUGGAAGUGGGGUGGUUGUUGUGGGUAGUGGUGGUGGAAGUGGGGUGAUGGUGGAUGUGCAUUUUUCAAUUCUGAAAAAGGCGCCUAAUAGCGAUGAUGUUAUUGUAGUUAACGAUGAAGAAGAAAAUCUCAAUGAUGAAGAAAAUAAUGAUGAAGUAAAUAAUGAUGAAGACAAUGCCCAUUACACUAAAAAGAAAAGAAAGAAGACAUCAACUGCUUGGGUUCAUUUUCGCACAAUAACUAAUGCUGAUCAAAAUGAAGUCCAUCAAUGUAUACACUGUGGUGAGAAAUUUAACAAGUUUAAGGAUGGAACAACCACACCAUUAAAUAGACAUAUAAAAAAGUAUUGCCCGAAAGUAAAAGCCGCAAGCACAGGACAAAUGAAGUUGAAUAUUUCUUCUGGAAAAGCAUCAGGUUCUUCAUCAAUAGUGAAAAACUGGAAGUUUAGCAAUGUGAGGAUGAGGGAGGUUAUUUCUCAUAUGAUCAUGGUGCAUGAAUUGCCAUUUAAUUUUGUUGAGUAUGAGUUGUUCAAUGUGAUGAUGAAGGAAGCCAAUCCGGAAUUUGAGAAGAUCUCUCGUGCAUCAGUUCGACAAGAUUGUGUUUCUAGUUACAAACUUGGAAAGAAAAGAAUUCAAAAAAUGUUGAAUACUGUUAAUCGUGUGAGCAUCACAACUGACAUGUGGACAUCCGUUCAAAAUAUCCAUUACAUGGUAGUUACAUGCCACUUUGUAGACUCGGAUUUUGAUAUUCACAAAUGCAUAUUGAGUUUUGUAGACGUGCCUCCGCCAUAUUCUGGAGUUCAUAUCUAUGAUUGCUUGUUCAAGUGUUUAAAAGAUUGGAAUAUUGAGAUGAAGGUGGCUACUUUGACUGUGGACAAUGCUAAAACUAAUGAUGUGGUGGCUAGAAAGUUGAUGGAUAAUUUAAAUCUACAAAAAAAACUUCCUCUUGAUGGAAAGUUGUUUCAUGUGCGAUGUUGUGCGCAUAUUCUUAACUUGUUGGUUCAAGAUGGUCUAUCAGAAAUUCAAGAUAUAAUUCACAAUGUUCGUGAGAGUGUGAAACAUGUGGGUGCUUCUCCUGGGCGAUUACAUCUCUUUAGUGAGCUCACUAAACAAUUACAAUUGAAAAAAAGACAUCUUAUCUUGGAUGUCAGUACUCGGUGGAAUGCAACAUACGCAAUGUUGUCUACGGCUUUGGAGUUUAAAGAAGUUUUUGAGAAUUAUGCCGAUCGAGAAAGUACAUACACCAAAUUACCAAGUGGUGAUGAUUGGAAAAAAUGUAAAGAUGUUUGCUCAUUCUUGUCACUUUUCAAUGAGGCUACCAAAAUAAUUUCAGGUUCUGAGUAUCCAACUUCUAAUUUAUUUCUCAUUGAGUUAUACGUUAUAAAAGAUGCAUUGGAUACUGUAGCUUUGGAGGAGAAUGAUUGCAUGCGAUCUAUGGCAUGUAAAAUGAAAGAAAAAUUUGACAAAUAUUGGGGCUCUACUAAUCUGUUGAUUUCUCUGGGUGCUGUUAUGGAUCCAAGAUACAAAAUGGAACUAAUUAAAUUAUCUUUCAAGACAAUUUAUUCUCCGGAGGAGGCUAAAGAAGAAGUACAAGUUGUUAAUGACAUUUUAGAGGAUUUGUUUAAUGAGUAUAUUGAGGCACAUAAAGAAUCGAAUGUUGUUCGAACUGGUGGUGCAACUACUGGGAGUGGAAGCGAGAUCAGAGCCGGUUCUUCUAAGAGUUCAUCAAGCUUCAUGACUUCUCGAUUUGGUGAUGGUUUGAAAUCAGGUAGCGCUAUGUAUGCUCAACAUAUUAAAAGUCUUGAUACUGUUGAACGUGUGAAGUCAGAGUUAGCCACUUAUUUAGAGGAAGGAGUGUACAUUUGUGAGACGGGUGCAACUUUUGAUGUUUUGGGAUGGUGGAAAGAGAAUAGACUUAAGUAUAGAAUUUUGUCCAAAAUGGCAGUUGAUAUCCUAUCUGUUCCAAUAACAACUGUUGCUUCUGAAUCGGCUUUCAGCGCUGGUGGGAGGGUUGUUGAGCCACAUCGUUCUUGUUUAGGAACAGAGAUGGUUGAUAUGCUUGUUUGUGGAGCUGAUUGGUAUCGUCAUUACUAUGGACUACAUAAAAAGAAAAUCAAGGAAAAUGACGAUAUUACAUACAUUGAGCUUGAAUGA
Molecule: messenger RNA, 2259 nt
Organism: Helianthus annuus (common sunflower)
Lineage: Eukaryota; Viridiplantae; Streptophyta; Magnoliopsida; Asterales; Asteraceae
Product: zinc finger BED domain-containing protein RICESLEEPER 1-like
Exons: 5
Coding region: 1-2259 (752 amino acids)
Molecular function (GO): protein dimerization activity; DNA binding
Source: RefSeq, a predicted model, not a curated record